This is a messenger RNA of Dicentrarchus labrax (European seabass), 2827 nucleotides long. It is a transcript of the gene slc25a18, whose product is annotated as solute carrier family 25 member 18. The transcript is spliced from 10 exons. NCBI's taxonomy places the organism in Eukaryota, Metazoa, Chordata, Actinopteri, Moronidae. The record is from RefSeq and is a predicted model, not a curated record. Gene Ontology annotation, molecular function: L-glutamate transmembrane transporter activity; L-aspartate transmembrane transporter activity. Bases 514 to 1488 code for a protein of 324 amino acids. Gene Ontology annotation, biological process: malate-aspartate shuttle; aspartate transmembrane transport; L-glutamate transmembrane transport.
AGGACAAUGCUGGUGUUUGUGCAACGGCCCCUGAGUGGCGGCUGGCUCUCUCAGAUCGCUCUCGCUUGACUACCAUUGCUGCACGCAUUGUUGAAGUGAAAGGAAAGUGGACAGCUUGAUCCUGUCUGUGGGAUGCACCGACAGAGACAGUGGGAGUGAGAUUAGGUAUUUGGUGUGAGGUACAGCAAAGCAGAAAGGCUGGCCAGAAGACACAGAUCCAACACCAGUGGUUUUGGCCACGACAGAAAAAAAGGGCGUCCACCCCUGCUGUACCGGGGAGAGGAAGGAGAAGAAGGCAGUCCAGUGCUGACACAUUAAGAGAAGCAGUGAGCUUCAUUUGUAGCGUUGGUGGACAGGUAAGAGCUGAGCUACGGUGACAACUUUGGGCUGCGUGCCAAAGUGUGAAGGGGAAGAGGAAGAGGAAAAGGAAGACGAAGAGGAGGAGGAGUAGGUGGAGGAGGAGGAGGAGGAGGAGGAGAGGAGUGGUGGGCCUGGAGCCCAAACGCUAGCAGGAUGGCGGAGAAGAAAGUUAGCCUCCCUGCUAAGCUGAUUAAUGGGGGCGUGGCAGGCCUGGUUGGUGUGACAUGUGUAUUUCCUAUUGACCUGGCCAAGACCCGCCUACAGAACCAGCAGGGCGUCCAAGUCUACAAAGGAAUGCUGGAUUGCCUGGCAAAGACGAUUCGCUCAGAGGGCUAUUUUGGAUGCUACAGAGGUGCAGCAGUGAACCUCACUCUUGUCACACCAGAAAAAGCCAUCAAGCUGGCUGCCAAUGACAUCUUCAGACAGAAGCUCUCCAGGGAUGGGCAUUUGCCCCUGUGGGGGGAGGUACUGGCAGGGUGUGGGGCUGGGACAUGCCAGGUGGUAGUCACCACUCCCAUGGAGAUGCUGAAGAUCCAGCUGCAGGAUGCAGGAAGGCUCGCUGCCCAGAGGCCUGUUCCAACUCCGGCUCAGGCGGCUGCUCCUGGUCCAGCUCCAUCGUUGGUGGCCCCCCCACCAGCACGACCGAGCCAGCCCCCUCGGCCCUCAGCCACCGGCAUCACUGUGGAGCUUUUGAAGACUCGUGGACUGGCAGGCCUCUACAGAGGGGCAGGAGCCACCUUAAUGAGGGAUGUCCCCUUCUCAAUGAUCUACUUCCCAUUGUUCGCCAACCUAAAUGCACUGGGUGUGGAAAAAGUGGGUAAUGUGCAGACCCGGGCGCCAUUCUGGCAGUCCUUUGUGGCAGGCUGCACCGCAGGCUCAGUGGCAGCUGUGGCUGUAACACCAUUGGAUGUCAUAAAGACUCGCCUGCAGACCUUGCAGAAAGGUGAGGGGGAGGACACAUACAGAGGGAUUAUUGACUGCACACGGCGCAUCUUGAGGCGGGAGGGCCCGGCAGCAUUCCUGAAGGGUGCAACGUGUCGCGCUUUAGUCAUCGCCCCUCUUUUUGGUAUUGCCCAGGUUGUCUACUUUCUUGGGGUAGGGGAGGCGGUGUUAGGUUUGCUGGAAUAGUGGGGCUUGGCAGCGGUGGCGGUGGUUGUGUUGUCUCUGUACAAUUUGCUGCUUUAAUCUGCAGUGAAUGACAACUGAGUGAAAGGUGAAUACAGAGAGCCACAAACCAAAAGGAAGAGGAAGGGGGUCUGAAACAUGAGGAGGCUGUAUUUACUAAUACGUGGACCCGAUGUGUUCACACUAAUCACGUUUCUCUAGGUUUUUACAUGCCGUCAGCAGGGUUCCGUAGGUUUAACAGGGUCCUGUGUAUGUGUGUGACUAAUCUGAGGGUCUGUGUCCCAAGUUGUCUGGGUUAUCCCUGUGUGCUUGCUACAAUAUGUCUGUGGCUGUUCCUUUUCCCCUGAGGGAGAUUGUAAUGUGUGGUUGUUAAGAGGGAGCUGCUGCAUGUUGUUUGAGGCUGCUAACUAAAAUGCCUACCGACGAAGAACUGUGCAUCAUCCUAUGUAAGUGACAAAUUCCCCUUUCAAUCUUUAUCAAAAGCUUAAUAUUAGAGUACGUUUGAUGUGAAGAGCCUGCAAUGGGUAUUUGGCUCGACUUCAAACGCCAAUCAUAUAUAUAUAUAUAUUUCAAUGUUUGAUGUGUUCCUCUGGAAAAGGAGCUAGAUCUCCUUCUGCCAACCCUGUUACGCAUUCCUCCCGCCUCCAUCCGUGAGGUCUGAGUUGUAAUCUUGGAUUCCUCCACUGGAUUGGGAGGUGCUGCCUGCCAGUGUCUCUAAGGUCACUUGUUAAUCUGAUGGUAAUGCUUUAAUCUCUGUAUUAGCGUACAAUAUACCCUAACACACCGCUCACUUCCUGCCUACAGGCCACAGGUUAGACUGCUGGGCCUCAAUCUCGUCGCCUUGACUUCCCCUUCUCCACAGCUUGGGAGGGUUUUAAUAAAAACCUGUGAGAAGCCUUUGGCUGGUUUUACUGCUUAGUUACAUAUAAGAACAUGUUGCUUCAAAUGAUGUACGCACAAUAACAAAAAGGAAAAAAUGCAAUUAAAGCCUUAUCAAUGCUGAUAGUUUCUAAAGCAUCAAAACUGUAAGUCUUAAAUGAAUUCAGUGGAAUUGGUGGUGUUGAAACAUUGAUUUGGUACUUGAGUCGAUUUUAGCAAGGACAAUUGUAUUUGUUAGACCCAUGGAGGGAGUAUGGCACCUUGUCUUGCCAACUGUUUGCCAUUACUUAAGUCCAUCGGGUGGCACUAAAAGCAUUUUUUUUUUUUUACAUUUUUAAUGCAAGACACAUUUUGAUGUGGCUAGUGUACCUAGGCUACUACAUUGUCCUCAUUGUAGAGCGAACAUAGCCUGAGUAAACUGUUUGUUUACAAGCUGUAAAUAAAGAUAUCUCAUACAUGUUGA